AUGUCUACCUCCUUGCUCUCAGCUAUCUCCAAUCUCCCUUCCACCUCUUACCACCACCCUAUUGCCACCGUACCGUCCGGGUCGAGCAAGCUUAACCCAUACCUCCCUAUCCCUCAAGCUUCUGGCAAUGUCACCGUCCUCUUCACCAACCCCACUUUCCUCCCUUCCGUUCCUUCGGCCUCCCUCAAAAGAACGGUAGUUCAAGUCGUAGAUGCUGAAGAAGUCGUAACACCUCGAGCUGCCAAAUCACUAUCGUUAAUAAGUAGAUCGGCCCAGGAAGCUUAUGAUCACUCUCUACUUGCUCUUCGAUUAGCUCAAGAUGAAGAUGCUCUGGUUUAUCACUUUAUCGCAUCGGGAUUGGAUGGUUCAGUUCAACAGGUAGAGGACGCAGAAUCAUGGUUGAGCGGACCAUUGGGAUCGCCAAACCCUGCGAAUGGAGAUGCCAACGGAGAAGCCGUCGAUGACCUUCUCUCAUCAUACGAAGCUAUAUCUCUUUCCCUGCUCAAGCUCACUAGAAGAGCUCAACGAUCGUUCGUCCACCGAAAAGGAGAUUCCUCCAAACUCAUAGUCAACUUCCUCCCCUCUGCCAUCGAGGCUGAAAAUGUCAUCGACGUCGUCCUCGCUAUUCCCGUACCCAAGGAGAAGCUUCGAUCUUCCCUUACAGGAGUACAGGAAGUAGUGGUAGUGGAAGGUGGCAACGGAAAAUACGGAUCUGGAUGGGCCUCAGUGGUCGAUGCUCUCGAAGGCUCCGAUGUCAACAUCCGAUCUGUAUUGGUCGCUGGUGAUGUAUCCCCAUCCGAGAUCUCAUCAGCACUCUCAGCUUCAGCUCCUAUCACCCGAUUAGGUAAACCUGCGAGCCACUCAAUCCCAUCCUCAUCUGUCGCUAUCCCCUCCCCUGAAUCCAGCUACACCUCUCUCCUCGCUUCAUCUCCCACGCCUCUGGAAAUUCUCAACGACCCAUCACACCUCGCUGCAAACGAAUCUACUUCGCCACUUUACGCUUUCGGUAAGGCUGUCGCCCUCCGAAAGGAACGAGCUAGACUCGUCGAGUUGGCAAAGAAGAUUCUCAAAGCCUCUAACACCCGAAAAGAGGUUCACGAAGCUUUGUCUGCUUGGUUGUUAGUUCGAGAUGAGCAAGGCGCUGCCGCUGCCGGAAAGAAAGUAGCUCAGGUGGUUGGUGCAGGUGACAGUGCAGAUGAGAAGGAACUUGCUCAACUCGGUGAAAAGGGUCACUGGGAGAAGAGAGCUCUUUGGAUUGUUAUUUCCAACUCUUGGGCCGUCGAUCUUGCCUCUUCUGGUCUUCAUCAUGCUCUUGCUUCUGGUCUCGACAUCAACCUUCUCGUUUACGAGACCGCUUCUUCACCCUUCUCACCCAAUGCUCCCGCUCAACCACCCAAAGAAAGGAAGAAGGAUCUUGCUCUCUAUGCUCUCAACAUGGGUGACGUAUACGUUGCAUCCGUAGCUAUCUACGCCGACUAUGCCGGUGUGAUCAAUGCUAUGCGAGAAGCCGAGAACUACUCUGGUCCUGGUCUCGUCCUUGCCUACUUGCCUUGGGGAGACAAAGAAGAUGGCGAAACUGUAUCAGAGAAGGAGAAAGCUGGACCUCUGGAACGAUUGAGAGAAACCAAACGAGCUGUUUCUGGAGGCUGGUGGCCUAUGUUCAGAUGGAACCCUUCUCUCGCCGAUGAGAAGCGAUUCACCCUCGAUUCAUCUUACAUCAAAGCUGCUCUUUCGGAAUUCCUUGAUCGAGAAUCCCAUCUCUCCCAACUUACCCUCUCUCAACCAUCAAUUGAUGCCUCCGUUACCUCCUCGGUCGGCAACGAUCUCAUCGCUGCCCGAAAAGAGAAAGCUCGAAAAGCCUAUGAUGCCCUGCUCAAUUCCCUUGACGGUCCUGGUCUUUUGGUUCUUUACGCUUCCGAUGGUGGAAAUGCCGAGAAAGUUGCCAAGCGAUUGGUCGGUCGAGCUAAGAUGCGUGGUGUGGGUGCUUCUCUUCGAGUCCUCGACGAGAUCGCUCCUUCCAUCGUGGACUCCUUAGCCGAGGAGAAGAACGUAUUGGUUCUGACCUCUACUGCUGGUCAAGGUGAAGCUCCUCAGAAUGGUAGAGAGUUCCACAAAGCCCUUGGUAAACUCUCUGCAUCCGAUAAACUUGCCGAAACCAAGAUCACUGUCUUCGGUAUGGGUGAUUCUCACUAUUGGCCACGACCUGAAGAUGCCGGUUACUACAACAAGCCUGCCAAAGACUUCUUCCCUCGACUUCUCGCUCUUGGAUGUGCUGAGCUCUGUCCAUUGGGUCUCGGUGACGAUUCCGAUCCGGAUGGAUAUAUGACUGGAUACAAGCCUUUUGAAGCUGGUUUAUGGAGAGCUCUUGGUGUCGACAGUGUCGAAGUUGCUGAAGAAAAGGAGGAAGUUGUUGCCAAUGAACACAUCAAGAUCGCUUCCGAUUACUUGCGAGGUACUAUCCUUGAAGGUCUUGAGGACAAGACGACAGGUGCCAUUGGUGCUUCCGAUGCUCAAUUGACCAAGUUCCACGGUACUUAUAUGCAAGACGACCGAGAUAUUCGAGAAUCGCUCAAAGCUCAAGGCCUCGAACCUGCUUACUCUUUCAUGAUCCGAGUGCGAAUGCCUGCCGGUGUCUGUACCGCUGAUCAAUGGUUACACAUGGACAGAAUCUCUGACGAGCACGGUAAUGGUACAUUCAAGUUGACUACUCGACAAACUUUCCAAUUCCACGGUAUCAUCAAGAGUCACUUGAAACCUGCCAUGCAAGCUAUUAACCGAAGUUUACUCGACACCAUCGCCGCCUGUGGUGACGUCAACCGAAACGUUCAAUGUUGUGUCAACCCCGCCUACUCUAAAACCCACAAGACAGUCUACGAUUUCUCCGUCGCCAUCUCCGAACAUCUCCUUCCAUCCACCAACGCUUACCAUGAGAUUUGGCUCGACAAAAAGAAGGUCUACGGUGAUGCCACUCAAGCUUUCUCUGCCGAUCACGAACCCCUUUACGGUCCUUACUACCUUCCUCGUAAAUUCAAGAUCGCUGUUGCUGUACCUCCUGACAACGCUGUUGACGUUUUCACCAACGAUGUCGGUUUCAUCGCUAUCGUAGAGAAUGAAGAGGUUAUCGGUUACAACGUCAGUGUCGGUGGUGGUAUGGGUGUUACUCAUGGUAACAAGAAGACUUACCCUCGAUUGGGUGAUGUUCUCGGUUUCCUCAGCCCCGAAGACGGUACCAAGGUGGCCGAAAGUAUCAUGCUUGUUCAACGAGAUUACGGUAACAGACAGGAUCGAAAGAACGCUCGAUUGAAGUACACCGUUGAUCGACUCGGUGUUGCCAAAUUCAAAUCUCUCGUUGAAGAGCGAUGGGGUAAGAAGUUCGGUGAAGCUCGACCUUACCAGUUCACCUCUAAUCUGGACAAAUACGGAUGGCACCAAGGCCACGAUGGUAAAUGGCACUUCACCAUGUUCAUCGAGAAUGGAAGAAUCGAAGACUCCUCAAGACAUCAAUUCAAAUCAGGUCUCCAGGAGAUCGCGAAGGUACACAAAGGCACUUUUAGGCUCACUGCCAACCAGCAUCUUAUCCUUUCCGACGUUGCACCAGAGGAUCUCGAAGAGAUGAAGCGAUUGCUUGCCAAAUGGGGCUUGGACAACAUCGAUCAUUCCGGUGUCAGACUUUCCUCUUCGGCUUGUGUCGCUUUCCCCACUUGCGGUUUAGCCAUGGCCGAAUCGGAACGAUACUUGCCCUUGUUGAUUGACAAAGUUGAGAAGAUCUGUGAAGAGGCUGGUGUAAGGAAUGAUGAUUUGGUAAUGAGGAUGACCGGAUGUCCUAACGGUUGUGCACGACCAUGGGCAGCGGAAGUGGCAUUCGUCGGUAAAGCCCCCGGAUCAUAUAUGAUGAUGUUAGGUGGUAACCAUAAUGGUACACGAUUGAACAAACCAUUCAUCGAAUCCGCUACCGAACCUGAAAUCUUGGCUGUGUUGAAACCCAUGAUCAAGCGAUGGGCAUUGGAGAGACAUGAUGGCGAGAGAUUCGGAGAUUGGACGAUCCGAGCUGGAUACAUAAAACCUACUACCCACGGAACGAAUUUCUGGGAGAAUGGUUUCCCAUCUGCUAAUCAGGCUGCUCAGGCUAUUACCGCUUAA
This is a messenger RNA of Kwoniella botswanensis, 4140 nucleotides long. Its product is annotated as sulfite reductase (NADPH) hemoprotein, beta-component. Gene Ontology annotation, biological process: amino acid biosynthetic process; sulfate assimilation. Gene Ontology annotation, cellular component: sulfite reductase complex (NADPH). Bases 1 to 4140 code for a protein of 1379 amino acids. Gene Ontology annotation, molecular function: NADP binding; FMN binding; 4 iron, 4 sulfur cluster binding. The record is from RefSeq and is a predicted model, not a curated record. The transcript is spliced from 3 exons. NCBI's taxonomy places the organism in Eukaryota, Fungi, Basidiomycota, Tremellomycetes, Tremellales, Cryptococcaceae.